This is a messenger RNA of Nematolebias whitei (Rio pearlfish), 912 nucleotides long. It is a transcript of the gene nkx2.5, whose product is annotated as NK2 homeobox 5. The coding region runs from base 1 to 912 and encodes 303 amino acids. The record is from RefSeq and is a predicted model, not a curated record. The transcript has 2 exons. Gene Ontology annotation, cellular component: nucleus. NCBI's taxonomy places the organism in Eukaryota, Metazoa, Chordata, Actinopteri, Cyprinodontiformes, Rivulidae. Gene Ontology annotation, biological process: regulation of transcription by RNA polymerase II; cell differentiation. Gene Ontology annotation, molecular function: RNA polymerase II cis-regulatory region sequence-specific DNA binding; DNA-binding transcription factor activity, RNA polymerase II-specific.
AUGUUCCCCAGCCCCGGCACGUCCACUCCCUUUUCUGUCAAGGAUAUUUUAAACCUGGAGCAGAACCACGACGUUCUGGUGUCUUCUCUGGACGUUUGUCCUCGCAUGGACUGCUCCUCCUCCUCCUCUUCCUCCUGCAUGAUGGCGCGCCUGAAGCAGGAGCCUCUCCAGGACCUGCAGGUCCCGGCCUCCUCCUCCUCCUCCUCCUCUUCCUCCUCUCUGUUCGGGCAGAAGGUCCGGGACUCCAAGGCCUGCAGAGGCAGCUGUGCUUCUGCCUUUUAUGGCAAAUCAGACGCGUUUGAGGAGAAACGGAGAAAAGAGUCCAGCGCUCCAACGGAGGCUGUGGAGGACACCAGAGGAGACGCGGAGCGCGCCAGGCCCCGCAGGCGCAGGAAGCCGCGCGUGCUCUUCUCGCAGGCGCAGGUGUUCGAGCUGGAGCGCCGCUUCAAGCAGCAGCGGUACCUGUCCGCCCCCGAGCGGGACCACCUGGCGGGGGUGCUCAAACUCACCCCGACCCAGGUGAAGAUCUGGUUCCAGAACAGGAGGUACAAGUGCAAGCGGCAGCGGCAGGACCAGAGCCUGGAGAUGGUGUCCCUGCCGCCGCCCCGCAGGGUCUCCGUGCCUGUGCUGGUGCGGGACGGGAAGCCGUGCGUGGCGGCGGACUCGGCCGCCUACAGCCCUCCAUACAGCGUGGGGCCCAUCAACCACUUCACUUACAACAACUACCCGGCUUUCAGCAACUACACGGGCCCCGGCUGCAACAGCAACUACCCCUGCAGCUACCCCCAGAGCGUGCCGGGCCCCCCCGGAGCCGCCGCGGCCUACAUGAACUUUGGGGAGCUGAACAAUGCGCAGAACUCGUUUUCUCCCAGUAACGGGGUGUCUUCAUUACACGGCAUCAGGACGUGGUGA